Molecule: messenger RNA, 2211 nt
Organism: Acanthamoeba castellanii str. Neff
Lineage: Eukaryota; Discosea; Longamoebia; Acanthamoebidae
Exons: 15
Coding region: 1-2211 (736 amino acids)
Source: RefSeq, a predicted model, not a curated record
AUGAUGCUGGAAACUGCACAGCCGGCGCCGAUUGCGUACUCCAAAUCACUCCAGAAGCAAAUCAAAGGGGCUGUCACCAAGAAGAAGUAUCAGGACAAAGUCGAGCAAGUGAACGCUCUUCUUCAACCUCUCCAGGCCCCAUGGGCGUACAAAAAUGAUGAAAUUCAAAGAAAGGGGAAGGAGUGCCUCCUCAUCUAUUGGGAUUUUUUAUUGAGAGAAGCAUCGAAUGCAACGCUUGGAGAUCGUCAUACCUUCUUCACGGAAAUGGUGCUCAUUAUCAGGCGCAGAGAGUUUGACAUCUUCAGCCUUGAGUGGAAAGACGGUCGGCUCCUGUCGAGCGGAGCCGACCGAAAGCUGGCGGUGCGGUAUCACGACCUACUGGUGGAAACCAUGCUCUUCUGCAUCAACAAGCUGGCCAAGACGGGCGCCUACACCGCUCUCAUGGAGUUCUCCUCCAAGGUUUUGGCCGUGUGCUAUUUUUGUUUCCCGUCCCUCACCAAGGCCACGCUCGACGGUGUGUGGCCCGACUCAAAGGAGAAGUCCGCCCGGAAGGAGGACAUCGAGCUGGGGGAGGACAUCGCGAAGCUUCUACAGGACUCAUGCGACGAUGGGAAUUCUUCGGGGAGUCUGUACGCCAGCCUCGAACAAAGCAAUAGCAAGAAGGCAUUCAAGCAAAUGCGCAAGUAUUACCUGGCGAUAGACGACCACGGCAACGCCUCCAAGCUUACCCAUCACACCUCGUGGCUCAAGAGGUUCAACAACGAGAGCAUUCACUACGUGGGGCUCCUGGUGGACAUCGUCGACCAGGCCGCCUAUCUUACCGCCGGCGAGAGUGUACAGUGGGAAAUGGUGCCAGGUUAUGCGCAACUGGUGCACGCGUUUUUGUUCCAGUUGAAGCACAAGAUGGGCAUCAACGAAUGGAAAACGAGGGCGGCGACUCAGUGCGUUUCCUCGCUGAUGCAGAACCCUCGCCUCUUCAACAUCUUCAUCAAAGUCCUCUACUCCAAAACCAACAUCAACGACGCCUCCUUGACCGAAACAUCGUUGGAAAUUUUGUCCGAGUGGUUUCUUCGCGUGCGGGAAACCUACACUUACCUUCCCCGCGAUUUCGACUACGACUACUUCUUCCAGGGGCUGGUCAUUAUGCUCGAUUGCGAGCAUCACGUGACGCUGAUCAAGGCGUUGACGUUCAUCUACAACACCCUGCACAUGUACCUGGAGAAGCCGCGGCGACGCUUCGUGCAGGAGAUCAUCUUCAAACGAUUUUUCUUCAAGUUCUUCCUUCAUUGGCACCCACAAGUGCGUGGCAUCUACCACCAGCUCAUCAUUUUCAAGGCAGCGCGCGUGCGAGAAGAGUUCAAGCGCAUGCGUCGAAAAGACAUCAGGAUACCGACCGAAAGGAAAACGGACCGGCUGGCGCGGGGGUUGAGGGAGGCGUACGUGGAGGCGGUGAGGCAGCGGAUCGGGUGGAACGACCAGAAGCGGGAGGAGAUCAUCCGAUCCCAGCCUCCGUCGCCCUCGCACAUCAUCAAGACCCUCAAGAAGGAGGCCAAGGCCAAGGAGGCGGAGGCAGAGGAUGCGGCGGCGCAGGCCAACAACGGCAAAGACAACAACGGAAAGGACAACGCCGGCGGAAAGAAGAUCGGAAAGAAGGAGAAGAAGGAAAAGGAAAAGAAGGAGAAGGAGAAGGAGAAAUUGGAGGAGGAGCGAAAGCGGAGGGACAGCAGGGAGGACGCGUCGAUGGCGAAGAACAAGCGGAAGUCGUCGGACGGCGGCCUCAACGGGAAGGCCAACGGGAAGAAGGAGAAGGACAAGAUCCGGAGCUCCUUGGGCAAGGGCGAGCUGAACGGGGCCGACAGCAACGGCAGGCAGGGCGGCAAGCGAUGGAGGAAGAAGGAGAGGAAGGAGAAGGGCAAGGAGAAGAAGGACCAGGAGAACGGGUCGCGGGGCAACGAAAGCGACGACGGCGAGGAGGAGCGGAGCAGCGACUACAGCGAGGAGGUCAAGAAGGUCACCCUCAAGAUCGGCGAAGAAGAGUUCCCACCCUGCCUCGAGGUGUACGCGGGUGCGUCGCUGCUCAAGUACGAGGAGACGGCGGAGCACUGGGUCAAGUGGGCCGACGCGGUGGAGAUGUUCCCCGACGGGUCGGUGCACUACCCGGACAUGAACUCCCUGGUCCUCUCCACCCCCAAGGCCGAUCGCGAGUUGUGA